Molecule: messenger RNA, 1284 nt
Organism: Plodia interpunctella (Indianmeal moth)
Lineage: Eukaryota; Metazoa; Arthropoda; Insecta; Lepidoptera; Pyralidae
Gene: Or-30
Exons: 4
Coding region: 6-1193 (395 amino acids)
Biological process (GO): sensory perception of smell; detection of chemical stimulus involved in sensory perception of smell
Cellular component (GO): plasma membrane
Molecular function (GO): odorant binding; olfactory receptor activity
Source: RefSeq, a predicted model, not a curated record
UAGAAAUGUUGGUAUCCGAUCUAAAUUUUCAAAAACAAUUCUUCAUAUCCAUGAUUCCGCUCAAGCUAAACGGUUCGCACCCAAACAUACCUCGAAAUAGAUUUUGGGUAGGAAAAACUUUUGUACUAAUGAUCAAUUUAGCGAUCAUAAUGUGGUUACUUUUUAAUGCGGUGUUUAAUCACGACAUACCUGAUAGAAAUUAUUCUGAUAUGUGUGGAAAUUCCAUCAUGUUACUUAUUGGCACGAACACCAUUAUCAAAUUCUGGUUCCUUCAUUACAAUCGGAAGUACAUGGCUGAACUGUUUCAAUUUGUUGAAAAUGAUUACGAGCUAAGUAAAUAUUUAUCUGAGGAAGAAAAGGAAAUUGUUAUUAAACACGUUAAGAUUAGCAUUACAGUUACAAAACACUCGCUUUUCAGUUUCUUUAAUGGUUUUAUUUUUUUUAUACGUGCAGUGAGUUUAAUGAGUUAUUACACAUGGAAAGGACAAUUCCGUUUAGUUCAUAUGUAUGAUAUAGCAUUACCAGGACAAUAUAACGAGCGGAGGAAUGAUCCCAUGGUUUAUUUCUUUUGUUUGUAUUGUGCUACAUUUUUUGGAGUUUAUGCGUCCACAAUGAAUACUGCUUUUGAACCAUUGGUUCCAAUAACUCUUUUACACAUAAAAGGUCAAGUUCAAAUAUGUAGCAACAGAAUGAAGGAAUUAUUUACUAAAAAUAAAAAUCCGGAAGAAGUUUAUCGAGAAAUAAAAUGGGUUAAUUUAAAGCUGCAAAAAUUGUACAAUGUUUUGGAGGGAUUGAACACAAAAUUCGGACCCCUAUAUGAAUUUACUUUGAAAGUAAAUACGGGACUGUUCCCAUUAAUUUCUUUUCGUGUAGUGCAGGGUAUCGUCGACAGAAAUGUGAGAAUAGAAUUCGUAUCAUUUUUCAUAAAUUUGAUUUUCCAUUCUUUUGUACCCUGUGAGUACAGUGAGCGCCUAUUGGGUGAAAGUGAACAAUUACGAGAAGCUAUAUAUUCCUGCAAUUGGGAAAAUCAUACAGAUAAGAAAGUAAGAACAUCGAUUAUAAUAAUGCUUGCGCGGACACAGAAGGCUAUGCAUUUUAUGAGUAUAUUUCAUCCUAUCUGCAGGGACACCUUCUCUUUGGUAUGCCGUCAAAGUUACACCAUUUUCAAUGUUAUUUACGCAGCGUGGAUGUAAAAAAGAUAAUCUUUAAUUCUAUUUGGGAGAGAUGAUAUUGCACAUAUUUUUUUGAAAAUGUUGACUGUUAGAAGAUAAAAUUUCUUAUAAA